This is a messenger RNA of Triticum aestivum (bread wheat), 556 nucleotides long. Its product is annotated as protein TRACHEARY ELEMENT DIFFERENTIATION-RELATED 7A. The transcript has 3 exons. Bases 1 to 519 code for a protein of 172 amino acids. Lineage: Eukaryota; Viridiplantae; Streptophyta; Magnoliopsida; Poales; Poaceae. The record is from RefSeq and is a predicted model, not a curated record.
AUGUUGUUGCCGACCCCAACCCCCACUCUCUCACGUUUCCCCACUCCCCCUCUUUCUCUCCCGAUCCCAUCUGGGUCGGGGCACCCGAUCCCGCCGCCGUCGUUCGACCCCGCGGUGCUGCCCGUCGCUUUCGCCCAGGGCCACCUCGCCGGACCACCGCACCGCCGCCUCCGCCCCGCAACUCCUCCCCCUGUCCUUGUGCCACCGUCCUCGGCCAGGACCUGGCCGGAUCUCGCGCCUCCACGUUCUCCAGCACUCAUCCCGGACUCCCCCUGCAUGGAUCCGGUCGGGGCCAACCGCCGCUGCCUCUACCUUGAUGCCAAUCGCCGUCGCCAGACCCCGCCGCCGCCGCCACCAGACUGCCUCGCCCCCAUCGCCUCGUCUUCGUCUCCUCCUCGGCUUCGUCAUCGCGCCUCGCCGGACCCCCAGUUCAUCUACAACGGGGAUGGUGGACCCCUGGAACCAGAUGCCACCGCCGACGGAUACUACUACAUGGAGACCGCCGAUGGCCAGGAGUAGUUAGGAGGUCAUAGGCAGGUGGCCUUGCCUCUUCGAU